Bactrocera tryoni is the source of this 1129-nucleotide messenger RNA. RefSeq lists its product as uncharacterized. The record is from RefSeq and is a predicted model, not a curated record. Gene Ontology annotation, cellular component: transcription regulator complex; nucleus. Gene Ontology annotation, molecular function: DNA binding. Gene Ontology annotation, biological process: regulation of transcription by RNA polymerase II. Lineage: Eukaryota; Metazoa; Arthropoda; Insecta; Diptera; Tephritidae. Bases 109 to 888 code for a protein of 259 amino acids. The transcript is spliced from 2 exons.
UUGUUCAAUGCAAGAAAACAGUACUGAAGUGUUUUUCAGCGCUGACUCGCGUUGAAAUUGCGCGUAUUAUUCAGUUGAUUUUAAUGCAAUUCGUGACUAUAUGUACAUAUGUAUGUAAUAUUGAGCACAAAUAUGGAUAUUAAUUUAUUGAUAAGUGAAGUUUUUGCUCGCCCUGCUCUAUGGGAUCGAAAAAAUAAAAAUUAUCACAAUAGACAACUGGUUGAACAUCUAUGGAAAUCAGUUGCAAGAGAAAUGAAUUUAAAGAAGGAAGAGGUAAAGAAAAAAUGGAAGUAUAUUCGCGAUCAAUUUCGAGCUGAAUUACGUAAAAUAUCUGUUCCGAUAUCUGCAGAUAGUGCUAAUAUGGAAUCAGAUUUUAAUUCGAAGUGGCCUUACUUUAAACAACUAUUAUUUUUGAAAGACCAAAUGAAGCACCGGGAGCUAAGCGGAAACUUAAAGAAAAUAAGUACUAUUCCGGAUGAAAGUGGUAACGAAGAUCCACUAGAAGUAAAUGAUGAUAUAAGUAGCUGGAAUAUAUCUCCAGUCGAAGACACGGACGAUACCUGCGAUAAAUUUGAACUUAAUAUUCCGCCUCCAACGAAAAAGAAAUUUUUAAGCCACACAAAGAAUACUUCGCACCAAUUGGAAAUUGAAAAACGUAAAUUACGCUUAAUUGAAAAGAAACACUCAGAAAAAAAAGAACGAGAUGAAGAUCAGGCCUUUUUCGAGUCUCUUCUGCCGCAUGUUCGUAAACUGGAACCCGAAUCUAAAUUGUUAUGUCGAAUGGAUAUUCAGAAUACUGUAUAUAAUCACGUAUACCAAAAAUAUAAAAAACAUCCAAUAGUUGGCACAUACACCCAAACACCAAUUUCAAACGAUAAUUUACAAUAAGCAGUUGUAACUUCACCCAUCAGAACUCUUCAGGCCCAAAUGUGUUUACUUUGGAUUUGACGUGGACUCAACAGUUUCAGCCAAACUCUAUUACUUAAAUUGAAUAUGUGUAAACGUAUUAUACUUUUGUCUACUUCAACAACUUUUAAUUACCAGUAAAUCAUUUGUGUUUGAGUGCAAGUGCCUGUACAAUGUGAAGUAAAGUAAUAAUUUUAAUAAAAUUUAUAUUUCUCACUUUAUA